This is a messenger RNA of Capsella rubella, 942 nucleotides long. Its product is annotated as expansin-like A2. The transcript has 3 exons. NCBI's taxonomy places the organism in Eukaryota, Viridiplantae, Streptophyta, Magnoliopsida, Brassicales, Brassicaceae. Gene Ontology annotation, cellular component: extracellular region; plant-type cell wall; plasmodesma. The record is from RefSeq and is a predicted model, not a curated record. Bases 73 to 864 code for a protein of 263 amino acids.
CUCAUUACUCUCUCAUCAGUCUUAUACUUGUAUUGCUUCAAUCUCUCUCGAGACACAAAAUAAACAAAGAAAAUGGGAGGCAUUCUCUUCCUCAUCUUCUUCCUCCUCUCCUCAUCUUCAGACGCCUGCGACCGAUGUCUUCACCACUCUAAGGCAUCUUUUUUCUCCUCUGCCCCUGCUCUCUCUUCCGGAGCUUGUGCCUAUGGCUCUUUGGCUACUAGUUUCUUUGCCGGCCACAUUGCGGCGGCACUUCCUUCCAUCUACAAAGACGGCGCCGGCUGCGGAGCUUGCUUCCAGGUCAGAUGCAAGAACCCCGCUCUUUGCAGCAGCAAAGGAACCACCGUGAUCGUCACAGACCUCAGCAACACCAACCGAACCGAUCUUGUCCUCAGCACCAGGGCCUUCAGGGCAAUGGCUAAGCCCGUUCUUGGCGCCGACAGAGAUCUUCUCAAACAAGGUAUUGUCGACAUUGAAUACCAGAGAGUUCCUUGCGAUUACGGGAACAAGAAGAUGAACGUGAGAGUGGAAGAGUCAAGCAAAAAUCCAAACUACUUGGCCAUAAAGCUGUUGUACCAAGGAGGCCAAACCGAAGUGGUUGCCAUCGACAUUGCUCAAGUAGGUUCGUCACAUUGGAGUUACAUGAGCAGAAGCCACGGAGCAGUGUGGGUUGCUGCCAAAGUACCCGCCGGAGCUCUGCAGUUCAAGUUCGUGGUGACGGCAGGCUACGACGGCAAAAUGGUUUGGUCGCAGCGGGUGGUUCUUCCGGCCAGCUGGGUAGCUGGGAAGACCUAUGACGCCGGCGUUCAGAUCACCGACAUUGCUCAGGAAGGUUGUGAUCCAUGUGACGAUCACAUCUGGACCUGACUUACUACUCCAGGCGACCAAGACCUCUUAAUUAAUUGGGAGGAAGAACCAACAGGAAUGCGUAAUCGCAAGAUUCUU